This is a messenger RNA of Archocentrus centrarchus (flier cichlid), 651 nucleotides long. It is a transcript of the gene nxt2, whose product is annotated as nuclear transport factor 2-like export factor 2. The record is from RefSeq and is a predicted model, not a curated record. The transcript is spliced from 4 exons. The coding region runs from base 152 to 583 and encodes 143 amino acids. Lineage: Eukaryota; Metazoa; Chordata; Actinopteri; Cichliformes; Cichlidae. Gene Ontology annotation, biological process: nucleocytoplasmic transport.
UGGUGCCCCGAGGAAGUAAUAGACGAAGGGAUAGGAAUGUGCGGUUUGCUAAAUGAACAAGAAAAGCAGAAAAGCAGGCUGAAUUGUGUAGUGUUCCCACUAUUUUUGUAACAUUACUUUUUGUGUUGUUUCCAAUAAUAUAUUUGUUCUUAUGGCAGCCACGCUGGAUUUCAGGACCCACGCCGACCAGUCAUGCAGAUAUUCAGAAGAAUUUGUCAACAUUUAUUACGACUGUAUGGAUAAGAAGAGGAGGAAUUUAAUCCGGCUCUACCUGGACAAGGCCACCUUGGUGUGGAAUGGAAAUGCGGUAUCAGGACAGGAAGCCCUGGGCGAGUUUUUUGAGUCACUGCCAUCCAGCGAGUUCCAGGUUCAAACCCUUGAUUGCCAGCCUGUCCAUGAACAAGCAACCCAAGGCCAGACGACGCUGCUUGUGGUGACUGGAGGCACGGUCAAGUUUGAAGGAAACAAACAGCGUUUUUUCAACCAGAACUUUCUUCUAACGGCUCAGGCUUCACCCAACAACGACCAGCCUGUGUGGAAGAUUGCCAGCGACUGUUUCCGCUUUCAAGACUGGAAUAGCUGAGGCCCUCUCCACCUCCGGCUUCCACUAAGUGUACAAACGCUCAGCAGUGAUUGCUGUGAGGAAACAAA